Electrophorus electricus (electric eel) is the source of this 1243-nucleotide messenger RNA. RefSeq names its product hydroxysteroid (17-beta) dehydrogenase 12a (gene hsd17b12a). Gene Ontology annotation, molecular function: oxidoreductase activity. The record is from RefSeq and is a predicted model, not a curated record. NCBI's taxonomy places the organism in Eukaryota, Metazoa, Chordata, Actinopteri, Gymnotiformes, Gymnotidae. Gene Ontology annotation, cellular component: endoplasmic reticulum.
GUUGAUGCCACCACCUGCUUAUAAAGGGGCUCGCACAUUGUAUCGUUAAAUCAGUGCAUAUCGCCUAAUUUUGUGGGUCAGACACCACGCACGGCCAGCCGUAUACAUGGAGUUGUUUAACGUGGUGGAGAUGCUUCAGUUAGCCGAGAAACCGUUGUACUGGGUCGGUGCACUUACCACAGUCUCGCUGGUGUUGUGGCUGGUGUACCACAUUCUCUCCGGCUUUAGGAUAUGGGUGCUGGGAAAUGGAGAUUUACUCUCCCCCAAAUUGGGAAAAUGGGCAGUGGUGACAGGAGCUACAGAUGGAAUUGGGAAAUCCUAUGCAGAGGAGCUUGCUCAACGAGGUUUCUCCAUGAUUCUCAUCAGCCGCUCUCAAGAGAAGUUGAACGAUGUUGCCCAGUCCCUCGAGUCUCUGUAUAAUGUGGCGACCAAGACUGUUGCUGUAGAUUUCAGUCAAGUGGACAUCUACCCCAAGAUUGAAGCUGCGCUUGCUGGACUAGAAAUAGGAGUCCUUGUUAACAACGUGGGCAUCUCCUACCCUUACCCGGAAUUCUUCUUGCACAUCCCUGAUCUGGACAACUUCAUUAACACAAUGAUCAAUGUCAAUAUCACAUCAGUUUGUCAAAUGACUCGUCUGGUGUUGCCCAGAAUGGAAUCUAGAGCUAAAGGUGUUGUCCUGAACAUCUCCUCUGCCAGUGGCAUGUACCCAGUCCCCCUGCUGACAGUGUACUCCGCCACCAAGGCUUUUGUUGACUUUUUCUCCCGCGGACUUCAAGCAGAGUACAAGAGCAAGGGGAUCAUUAUCCAGAGUGUGCUGCCUUUCUUUGUCGCCACCAAGAUGACGAAAAUCAGGAAUCCCACUCUAGAUAAGCCCACCCCUGAGCGUUAUGUAGCGGCAGAGCUGACCACUGUGGGGCUGCAGGAACAGACCAAUGGCUACUUUCCACAUGCAGUCAUGGGAUGGGUGACCACUGUUCUGGCUCCCAGGUGUGUGGUAACCUUCUUUGCCCUGCGCAUGAACAAGGCUCAGCGCGGUGGCUACCUCAGGAGGAGAAAGCUGAGAUAGCUCGAAGCCAUUAUUUAAAAGGAAAAACUCCAUCUCAAACUGUGCUUUCCUUCAGCUCGGUUUAAUAUCCCUGCCAGACCUCAAAUCAGUGUUUGGGUAGUUUUGUCAAUGCUUUUGAAGUACUGCUGCCUUUUGACUUGAUUUUUUUUUUUUAUAUAUAUAUAUAUAUAUAUAUAU